AUAAAAUAAUGACAUUCUCUGGGGAGGUGACAUAAACAUUUUAAACGAGUUGACAUUCCCAUCUAAUGGCGUCUAUAUUUUAAAACAAAAGAACAGAAUUAUUUGUUUACCAGAACAAAAAUGAAUAAUAAAAAAUCAAGAAGUUCGCUAAAAAAAGGGCCGACCCAGGCGGAUGAGGAGCCUGAUCCUGUCCGUACUAUAAAGCGUCGCAUCAGUUUUAGCGGCAAAAAGUUUAUCAGAGAAUUCGAUACUACGGAGAAACCACGCGACUACGACAACUCAUAUGAAAUAUCGGACCACACCAACGGCGACGAUAGCUCCGGCCAAACCCAUGGCACUGUGGCAGCGUCUGUACUGCAAAGUACAGCCCAUAUCUCAUUGGCCAAUGAGAUGGACAAGGAAAAUACAUCGCCCAUCGCAAUAGCCCUAGGGUCAGUGUACGAGCAGAAUUCUCGAUUUAGCGAUUCUACACUCAAACUCCAAACGAGCAUCAAUGUGACGCUGCUACCAGAUGAAAUGGCCAAACGCCAUCGGCGAAUGGAAUCCCCGGCCCCUUUGGAGUCAAUGUCAAGCGACAGUUUAUCCUUGUAUGAAGCGGAACGUGUAAAGCUGCGUGAAAAUAGUGUAUAUAGAAUGCCAGUUUUUGAAAAAACAAUGGAUCUUGUUCCAGAAAAGCUAGCUUUUGCUGAGGAGCCCAAGGAUCUGGAAAACAGAGACGAACAAAAAACUAUUGUAAUACCUACGGACAUUAGUUGUGUGACUCAACAAGUCUGUCAGAAGACAGUGCUAUUUGAGAACAAGGACAUAUCUUGUGAUUUUACCGACAUUGAGCCAAAAGAAAGUUGUUGGGCUGCGGGUGCGACGGCUAAGCCAACGCAAGAAAAUGAAUCUAUUGAUGUGGUAGAAAAAGAUUAUAUGAAUUAUUUGCCAGAUGAUUCGACGUUGUCUUCGCCGUUAAUACCGUUGGAUGUUAUAUCAGAGAACGGGAUAAGCAAGAAAUUGAACUUUCGGCAACUGAACGAUGCCUUGAACUCCGGCCAAAUACAGUUGUUUCCCAACGGUCCGAAAACACCAACUACCGAUCGCAAAGCAAAGCAACAGCGUUUUUGGCAUGGUCUAGAGCAGCAGCCCGCGGAACAGGAUGUCCCCCUCAGAGAAGUCAUUAAGCCACGCGGCACGCUUAAUUUUAAUGAGAGCAUGAUGAUGUCGCCCACACCGCAAAGGCCCGAACCUAAUCUAAUGGCAACAGCAGACCAUUUCGAGCAACCCGUCAAGGCUAAGAGCUCACAUAACCCUAGACGCAACUAUCGCUUCUCCCAGGCGGACGAGCUGAUGCUAGACAAUACAAAUUUUCUUGUCCAUGCCAGAAUAGGCGAUGAAACGCAGUCGCGAAAUAGCUCCAAAUCUUCAUCGCGACGGGAAACGACUUAUGAUAAUACUGCUAUGGAAUUGGAUGAUCUGGAAAAAUGUGAAGCAGCUAUGAGAGCUGCUCUGGAGAUCGCCAAGCACAAGGAAACUAUGCAACGCCUAGAGCCGAUGGAAGAAGAAACUUUAUUAAGUCCCUGCAAAAAUGCAAUCAACGUAAUGCAUAUGUCAACUGCAGUUCAGCAAUGCAAUCAAGCAGAUUUGAAUCCCCAUAAAGCACAGCCAUCUCAGCAGCGCAGCAAGCUAAGGCAAUCGUUGCACAUGUCUGAACCCAUUGAAGAAACCUCCUUUGACUCGCACAAUGAGUUAAAGUCAGGUCCGCCUGCUACUCCAACAGCAUCGCAACGCAUGAGGCAUAGGCAAACAUUGCAUAUGGCUGAACCAAUUGUAGAGGAUAUCGUAAUACCACAUAUUGAGCCGGCAGCUCCUCAAAUGAAAAACAAUACCCGCAGACAAACCAUACACUCUGCGGAAGCCAUGGACGAAGAUAUCGUAGUACCUCGCCAGGAAUUACCAUUAAAUUCUUUAGCUCCUGCAGUAGAAAAGCACUACGGCAGGCGCCGGCAAACACUGCAUAUGGUUGAUUCCAUUGAAGAAGACUCUUUUUGCUCGAACAAAGGCGGUAAGACAAUUGCUGCUUCCAUUAAAUCCAAGCACAAUAAAUACAGGCAAACGCUGCUCAUGGCUGAACCCAUUCAGGAGGAUGUCAUGGGGCCACAAAAAGAACCGAUGCCGCAACCGGUGCAGCAGCAGAUCAGCGGGCGUAGACAAUCACUAAAUUUAAACGAAUCAAUUGGAGAAGAUUCCUUUUAUUCAGCGACUGCUGCCCCAGUAGAGCUGCAUGACAAUAAGAACAGACACACAAUGCACAUGGCCGAAUUCAUUGAGGAGGAUUUUGUAAGACCACAACAAAACUUACAUGCUCAACCGACAGCUCCUACGAUGGAAGAGCAGUACAUUAGACGUAGACAAACACUUCAUUUGGUUGAAUCCAUUGAAGAAAUUGUCGUUCAACCCCAGUCAAAGUUUACUGCAGUUGAACAACAGCACAGCAGGCACAGACAAACAUUGCAUCUGGCAGAUCCCAUUGAAGAAGACUCGUUCUGUUCAAUGUCCAACGCUGCCAAUCAGCAUAGAGAUAAAUUCCCUGGGGAUAAACCAAUUAAGGACGAAUUGAAGCGACAAUCAGAAGCUGCUGCAGUUGGCCUACAGUCCAAUAGGCGUAGACAAACCUUGCACAUGGCUGAUCCCAUUGAAGAAGACUCUAUCUGUUCAAUGUCCGCAGCAAUCAACUCGCAUAGGCAUACAUUACAAAGGGAUGCGCCAAUUGCGGAAGAUGGAUCAAACCGGCAGGAAGAAUUAAGGCGGCAGUCAGAAACUUCUGCAGUAGGAUUGCAUUCAAACAGGCGUAGACAAACGUUGCACAUGGCUGAUCCCAUUGAAGAAGACUCUAUCUGUUCAAUGUCCGCAGCAGCCAACUCGCAUAGACACACAUUGCAACGGGAUACGCCAAUUGCAGAAGAUGGACCAAAGCCGCAAGAACAAUUAAGGCGACAGCCAGAAGCUCCAUCAGUUGGCCUGCAGUCCAAUAGGCGAAGACAAACAUUGCACAUGGCUGAUCCCAUUGAAGAAGACUCUAUCUGUUCAAUGUCCGCAGCAGCCAACUCGCAUAGACACACAUUGCAAAGGUAUGCGGAAGAUGUUUUAAAACCGCGAGAAGAGCUAAAGCCACAGUCAACAGCUCCUACAGUUGCCUUACAGUACAAUAGGCGUAGACAAACAUUACAUACGGCUGAUCCAAUUCAAGAAGACUCUUUCUGUUCAAAACCAACUCCCGUGCCCGUGGAAGCUCAUGCCAGCAAGAAUGGAAGGGAUUUGCUCACGACAGAAGCUAUUGAUAUCGAUGAGAUUAAAUCUCAUGCACAAUUGCAAUCCACGUCAGCAGCGCACCCAGCUGAAAAACCAAGCAACAAACAUAGACAAACUUUACUCAUGUCCGAAUCCAUUCAGGAAGAUAUAACUAGCGCGCAAAAAGUGACCAACUCUAAAUCAAUGGCCAGGCAAACAUUAAAUAUAGCUGAGCCCAUUGAAGAAGCCAUUUGCAAUGCAGCCAAGUCAUUAAAGUUACAAGCAGAUGCUUCCAUCGACCAAUAUAACAAAAAUGCACGUCAAACAUAUUUCAUGGAGGAAGCUAUGGAGGAAGACAUCAGUUGCAACCAGUCAAAGCCGACCACUCCACCCAAGUUUCAACUACAAAGGAAGCCAAGACACACAUUACACAGAGACGAAGCCAUGGAUGUAGAAAUGCCAAAAGUUGCGCCAACUGAGCAGCGCUCCAGCAAGUCCAGGCCCACACUGCUGAUGUCGGACUCUCUAGAGUUGGAAUUGCUAAGCCAAAGCGCCUCCGAGGAUAUUGAUAAAGCGAGAGGUGACAGUCCUUCAGAUUCAGCAGAGUGGUUAGCUCAGAGGCUCAAAGCACGUGAAGCAUUGACCAAGUCAAUGCCAAUGCCAAAGCAGGAAUUUCCAAGUCCAGAUCGGAUUGAGAAAGGGCAACAAUGUCAAGCUGUAGACACAAAAAGCGUCUUUAAUCGACUUAUCAACCGUACAAGUGUGGAAACCCCUGAGAUGAAUAAGAAGCAGCAGAAUUGGUAUCAAAAUUGUUUUCCCAUCACGCCCGGUCGCUCAAUAAUUGAGUAUGAGGACCUGGAGGAAGAGUGCAAGGUUGAGAGCCCAGCUGCGAAGCCUGCUGUCCAAUCCAUAUACAACACUAUGGAUAUGGAGCUCGACAUGGACACCUCAAACUUUGGCACUCCCAAGCAAACGACUUCGUUUACCGUGAAGCGCUUGCCAAUACACUUGACACCUAAUUUGCCGCAGCCCAAAAAGCGCAACACGCACUUGCCAGUAAAAAUGGAGGACAAGAAUGUUAGCUCAGCGAUUGAACUGGAAGCAUCAGCACAAAAUGUGGAGCAAUUAACGCCCGCUAGAAACAGGUCACGAAUUCCUGUCUUAUCCAAAUCAUUGAAUUCACCUUGGCGUGAAACGGAGCAGCUGGACGGCACCGUGCAGAUGGUGAGGGCAAUAAUGAUGGGGCAGACACGCUGCCAGAAAAUGGAAAUCACUCACUUGACGGAAGAUAAGGCGAAAACGGAUCCAGCUAUGUAUGAGGAUAACCCCAUAACCAUUUCUGAUGUGUCAAAUCAUUUUACGGCGCAGCGAGAAUUGGCGAAGCGUUCACAUGCCAAGAAAGCUGAGCACCAGGCCAAGGAAUCAUCCAUUGAAAGUCGCAGCUCAAAUGAGCAUUGUAAUAAAAGCUAUGCGACAACCCAUAAAAGGUUUAUAAAUCUAAGUGGCGAUACCGUAAUCCUAGCCGCUGCUGAAGUUCUUGGCGAGGAGUCGGACGUUUAUGAAAUUGAUAAGACACGACUCAGUCUGGUGUCGACCUUGCUGGACGAGGAGGACGACAGAGAAAAAGAAACGGCUAAUAGCAGCAAUAUCGAAUUAGAGUCCAAUUCCGAACCUGAAGCUUGCCUUGAGCAGCUUAAUCCACCAGCAGUGGCUGGAGCAGCGGAUGCGUGCAAAAAAUGCAAGCGUUGCAGGCGCUCAAUGGACAAUGCGACGACGCGCAACAUCUCUGCGGAUUCAUUUGAAUUGCCGGAUUGCCCUGAUCUAGAUGCGCAGUUUGAGCGUUUGGAAAGAUUGCGACAACGGCCGCGUCUAGAGGAUGUGCACAAGUAUUGGGAGCUCAAAAAACUGGAACUUAACCCCGAUGAUGAAGAUGAAGAGAAAACGCACAGCCAUAUAAGCGAUACAUGUUGCUUAAGUCUAGCACAAAUGCUCGAGAUGUUUAACAACAAGUGCGAAGAGUACAAGCAAUUCUGUCCAAAACCAAAACCAGUUGAAAGGUUUGUCAAGUGCUUGGAAGACUCAAUGCGUGCCCAGUUGCCCAAUUGGAUAUUUCAUGAUAAUCUUAAAUAUUAUCGUAAAUAUAUCUUCUCACAUCGUAAAAUAACAACAUUUCAAAUCGUUAUUGAUUAUGAGCCGUUGGACUUACUGGAAAGUAAGAUACGCGUGAGCAGCAUUCAAAUGAGAAAAUCGAACAUACCUCCGAAGUUUCCAUUAUGGAAUGUCUAUGACCAUCUGAUGGAUUUUCAGCUAAAGCUUAAUCUACCACUGAACCUGGAUCGCCUGUUGGAUGGCAACGAAGUUGAAGAUUUUGUAAAAUUCUUACUCCACAUAGAUGAAGUUUGCUUAAGAGUAUAUAGCAUAUGUAAAAAUAUGCAAAUGGUGUUGACUACAGCAGGAGCGCGGCUAUUAAGAGAAUCUAAUCGCAUUAUUCUGAGAAAGACUGUGCGGCGAUUAAUUAAGAAGGAAGAUGAGGCAUUUGCGCGUAUGGAGAAAACGAACUUUAAAAUUGAAAUCGGUAACGUUCAGGAGAUCUCGUUUAAGGAUAUUCUGCAGCCAACUUUGUAUCAAUUCGAUGAGAAAAUUCAAUUUUUACCAAAGGGUAUCGCAUUUUUGGAAGCCUUCUUGCAAAAUCCCGAUCAAUUUCUAAGGCGUAACGCCGAAAACAAUAAUUAAAGUUUUAUUGCGGAAGCUUUGGUCAGCCAGCAAUAUUACCAAUCCGACUUGUUUUAUACAUAAAAUAUUAAGAUAUUCAAAGUUAUGUAGUAAUUAUUUUAGAUGUACAUGACAUUUAUAUUCAGUUUGCCAAUCAAUAUUUUUAAAGCGUUUUGUUUGUUUUUUUUUUUCGU
Messenger RNA from Drosophila montana, 6179 nucleotides. It is a transcript of the gene Spc105R, whose product is annotated as Spc105-related. The coding region runs from base 121 to 6006 and encodes 1961 amino acids. The transcript is spliced from 9 exons. NCBI's taxonomy places the organism in Eukaryota, Metazoa, Arthropoda, Insecta, Diptera, Drosophilidae. The record is from RefSeq and is a predicted model, not a curated record.